CGGUGUUGCCAUGAUCUGAGAGCGGACCGUAGGCACGCGUUAAAUUUGAUAUUUGGAAUUGACAGUUCACCCACCGCGUCGUAACAGCUGUUUUUAACCAACCCAAACGAAUAGAAAGCACGAUUUUGAAUAGCGGUUGUAUUUCUUGCACGUGUAUUUAGUGUGUUUUAAAUAAAAGCUAUUUAAAUAAAAUUUUCAAACCAUGGAUGAUGAAGGCGUUGUUAAAGCCCCUAUGACUCGACUGAGAAGAAGAUUAUCAGUCGAAGCUGACGAAGUGAAGUCGCCGGUUGCUACGCCUACUAAAAAAAGAGGUGGUAGACUGGCCACAAAACCUCAACUUGAUCUAAUAGACGAAAAUGCCACAGAAAAUGUUCCAAAGAGACAAACUCGCAAAACUAAAGCUAAAGAGAUAGUUGAAGCUGAAGUCUCAGAAGAGAAGACAUUGACACCAUCCAGACGUAGCGCUAGAAUCCGCUCAAACACCAGUCUUAUUCUUGAAACAACACAAACUAUUGAUUCUCCUAGGGCUAAAAGAGCAGUGAGACGUACUUCCCAAGUUGGUAGUGAUAGUGAAGCGCCAUUAACGCCUGCUAGGCAAACUAGAAGAACAAGAAAGGAUUCAUCAUCAAGCAUCGACAAGCCAGUGGAAAGAAAAGUUAGUACACCACACACUGGUAAAGUAACAGAAGUGAUUGGGGAAGAGCCAGAGUUUAGUGCUGAUAUAGUUGAAAUCAAUGAUACUUCAGCGAGAAAGAGUCCUAGGCUUAAUAACAGUAAAAGUGAAAACACUAUGCCUCUUCCUGAAAAUAAUAACAUUAAAUCUGACGAACUUGAUUCUUCUAAUGAUAAAGACGUGAAAUCAAAUAAUGAAGAAACUAUUGAAAAGAAACAAAACAAAAAUAAAAACAUAACAUUGACAGAAGAAAAUGAUGCUUUGGUGAAUGCUUCUAGUGUUAAUCUAAUUAAAAAUAUGGAUACUAAAAAGAAAAAUAUCUUAGACUUGAAUAAAACCACUUCUGUACUAGAACAAAAAAGUGGUUUUAAAGCUAAUAGACACAGAACGAAAUCAUUGACAACAAUUCAUGUUUCUCAGACAAAUGAUGAAAACUUUUUCAGUGAUAACGAAAUAGUUAAGAAAAAAAAGAAAAACCGCACGUCAAUCAUAGAUCAAGGAGAUAAUGUGUCAGGCUUAGAUAAUGAACCAAAGAAUACAUCAUUAAAUAAAAUUUUAUCAAGUAAGAAAAUUACUAGCGAUAAUAAUGACGACUCAAAAUGUAAUACACUGAAACUAAACAAAUCAAUUAACAUUAAUACUGAAACCAGCAACACAGAACUCUACCAAGAUGAUUGCCUAACUGGAAAAACGAAGGAAUCUAAAAAACUCACAAGAAAUCUUUUUGAUAAAUGCCCUGAUGAAUUACAAACCCAAAUAUUUGUAGUAGAUUCUGACACAGACAGUAUAGGCAAGGUAAAAGAAAACAAACUAGAUACAGACGAUCAAUGUGUCCCAGUUAUAGAUCAUGCAUCAGAAAAUAUUGAAAAUCUAAGUUUAAAAAGAAAUGACAGUUGUGAACCAAUGGAUGUAGAUGAAACAAUUCCACAAAAUAUUACAUUUAAAGAAUUUAAUGACCAUGAAAACACAAAAGAAAAAAGGCGUAAAUCAUCGCUUAAUUUAUCAUCCAAGAAUCUUCAAGUCACCGAAAGUUCAAGUAGAAUAAACCGGAAAUCAACGUCUCAAUCAGAGUCACAAAUAAUAGACAAAAUACCAAAUGAAAAUAAAAGCACUUUAAUAUUAUCCCAUUUAAAAGAAACUUCCCCAAAUGUUAUGAAAAAUAUGACAGAAUCGCCCAAAGGAAACAAUAAUCAACAAUUAUCAAAUACAUCUGAUUUUGUUAAAGCUGCAGAUGCCGACAACAAAAAUAAAUCGUCAAAUUAUUUGACAAGUACUCCACUACAGCAAAAAUCCUUCAAAAAACUAGGAAUGCAAAUUGAUACUUCAAUUAUAAGCCCUAAAUCCAGUAAUAAGGAAGAAAACUUAAGAGACGCUAAUAAGGAUUCAAGGUCAAAUUCAUUUUCAAAAUCAAACGUAAGCAAAAGUAACAUGUCUAAGAAAUCAAACAGAACAACAGUUUCAAAUAAUUCAGAUUCCUCAGAUGAGAGUGAAUGUGAAGAGGAAAUAUCAAAGCCUAGUAAAUUUGUUGAUUAUGAAGCAGCAGAAGCACAUAAAAGCUACGAAUCAGGCGAAAGCCAGGAUGAAGAUGAACGACAGUAUGAACAGGAAAAUGAGCUAAUAGAAAAAGGAGAAACGUUAGAAACUGAAGAUGAAAUCUCAGAUGACACUGAUUACGAAAAAGAUUCCUUUGUAGUUAGCUCUGAUGCAGAAGAUGACCAGUUAUUAAGUGGAUCUGGAGAUAAUCUUUCUAUGAGUGACAAUGAGUUGAAAAUGACCGCGAAAUCUAAACAAAAAUACAAUGAACGUAAAUUAAAAGAACAAAAAACAGCAUCAAGAGAGAUGUAUGAGGCACGACAUAAAAUAAAUAAUUCUGACAAAAUACUUGACGGAUCCACAUCGAAAAAAAACAAACGUCAAAGAUUAGAUUCGUCAAUGUUGAUUUCUGAUGAAAAUGAUUCUAAUAGUACCGAUAAACAACCAAGAGGCAAGAAAAACAAACAUCAAAGAAUUGAUUCCAGUCAGGACAUUAGUAUUGAUAAGUCUGAAACAAGCAUGACAAAGAAAAAGAAUACACGUAUAUCAACAUCAGCAAUUGAAGACAAUGAUUAUAAAGAAAACCAAACCGAAAUGAAUAAGUCUAAUAAUGAAAUAGAAACAAGAGUUUCAGAUAAUUUAAAAUCUAAGGAUGAUCCACUAUAUGUACAGAUCAAAGAAGAACCAAAAACACCACAAAAAAUGAAUUUUUCUGUAGUUAAAAUUACAGAUAGCAUUGAAGAAGUACUUGUUGAUGAAAAUGCCACCUUACUAAAAGGCAUCGAAACUUCGGAUCCUUUGCAAGAUACUGAAUCACACGACGAAUCAGAUUCAAGUACCAACGAAAAAAUUAUGAAUAGUUACAAUACCGUUCUUGAAGAACUUCAAAAUAAAUCAAAAAAAAUCAAAUUGUUUGACACCUCAUUGAAUGAAAACAAAAAGAAGAAAAAAGUCAAAGAACCCAUUAUUGAAGAACUAAAUCUUACUAAACCCAAGCAUAAUGUUAAAGACAAGAACUCAAAGAAAAAUAAAGCCGAGAAAUCUGAAUACAAUAAGAAAAAUGAUAACAGUCGACUCUGUGAGGAUGAUACAGCAUCCGAUUCAAUUGAUAUGAGAUUACUUUUCCCGGAAGAUAGCAAUGACAGUGAGCUAAGUGAAGUUAAAAAUAAUCAAGAUCAACAUAAAUCUAUAAGCCCAGCACCGGAUUUCAUUCCUCUGAAAAAAACCGAAGCUCAAACUGAUAUCAGCGUAAAAAAUGAAUCUGUGUCAAAUGUAGACACGAAAGAUGUAUCAUUAAAUACUAGUAAAAAAAAGCGGAUAUCUUUGGAAAGUCAAGUUGCAGAGACUGCAAAUGAUCAAGAUCAAUCGUUUAAUUUCAUUAUUGACACAGUCGGAAACAAAUCUGACAACCAAUCAAAUAUUUCAGUUCAGAACAGUGAUAAGAAACAAAAAGACAAACGCAAAAUCGUCACAGUGGAUGACGAAUCAGUCAUUUCGAUAGAUAGCCUCUUUUCUAGCUGUAAAAAGAAAAAUAAGAAAACCUAUUUUAACAAUGACGAUGAAAAUGAAGAUGUUGCGGAAAUAUCUGUCAUCCCAUCAGACAAUACCACUCCGAAAAGUGAGAAGAAGAACAAGAAAGGGAAAAAGUCCUUAGAUAUUAUGCAAGAUGUUGCAUCUACAAUACACUCUGAAAACGAAGAUAUUCCUAAUUCGGAAGAAGCCAGUGCCAAGCCCAAGAAUAAAAAGAAUAAGAAAUCGUUGGAUUCCAUUGGAAAUAUUUCAGCUACCCAUUCUGAAUGUGAACCAAACCUCUCUCAAAAUAAUGAAGUUUCAAUUACAUGUAGUAAUAGUAAAAAGAAAAAGAACAAAAAUCUAAAUAGUUCUCAGGAUCUAACACAAAGCUGUAUCACUGGUGAAUCUCCAGAGGAAUUGGUCCAAAGCAACGGAAAUGACAAGAAACGUUUGUCCCUUAAUAAAAUACAAAACACAAGCGAAGUAAAUGAGAACAUCGAAGAUAAUCCAGCUAAAUCCAGUGGCGGUAAAAAUAAAAAUAAACCAGUUCAUGAUUUAUCUGGUACCCAAAUUGAAGAAAUUGAUGCUAAUUCUGAUGACGAUGCACCUUUGGAGAUUUCAUUUAAAUUUAACAAAAACGAUAACCAGGAGCCACAGUGUCAAGAAAUCGAUGAAAAUACAAUUCAAGGAAGUGAAGGUAAAAAAUCGAAAAAGCGCAAACGUAAACCCUCCAAAAAUGAUCAAGAAGCUGUACAUGAAAUCGAAAAAGAUGUAAACGAAAAGCCAACAUCAGAACACUUUACACUAGAGGAGAACAAAAAGAAAAAACGUAAAUUAGCACAAGAAAAUCGAAAUGUGCCUGAAAACAAAGAUGAAUCUGAAAAGAAAAUGAACAAGAAGCGGAAAGCAAGAGAUGAUGAUAUUGCAGAUUACAAAGCAAAGGUUUUUAAAGGAAACUGUUUCGAUAAAGUUACUGUAACGCGCUUACCUACGCACAUCCUCGCUCAAUUAGGAGAUAAACCGAAUAAAGAGAACUGUACAAAAGUGAAGAAACCAAACUUAAUAUCAACUACAAAUUUUGUUGUCGAAGAACGUAAAGUUAGAAGAAAUAAACCGUCAAAUUAUUUAGAAGAAAGUGUCUAUCUCAACGACUCGCAAGUAACACAAAAAUCUAAAGGGAAGCUGAAGAAACCAAAAGUAUUACCAUUUAUACCUACAGCCUCAACCUCGGAUGCUGGAUUCACAACGAGCUUUAAAAUAAAUGUUUUGCCGCAAGACACAAAAUUCGUGGCACAGACCAACAACAUUACCAAUUUUAAAGACCAGAUUUUGGCAAAGCAUAAACUUAAAAAAUUCCAUACUUUUGAAACAUACAAAAAUCAACGGAAUCGUAAAGUUGCUAAUUAUUUUUGAACUAAUUUAAAAGUAACGUAAUUCACAUAACAUGACUGCCGCCUGUUAAACGAUUCCAAGUAUAAUGUGUACAUGUUUGUUGUAAGAUACAAGCUAAGGCUAUUUAAGAAACUUGCAAUUUAUUGUUAAAUGAUCCUUCUGUUUGUUUUGUUAAAGCAUAACUCUUUACAGUGUCUACGUGAUAAACAUAAAAAGUGUCAUUAUUACCGUUUUAAAGCCAACAUGAAUUUGAUUUUACCCGCCAUAUUGCAUAUUUCGUCACUAGGGGCGCUGACCAAAAUGAAAAUGGUAUCGCCCAUGUGUAUUUCUGUGUUUCAUGUGUUUUUCUUUACUGGAUACUUUUUCAUUCUCGUUUAAUAAUAAAAAAAUCCCAAAUAUUUUAUUUAUUUUUGUAA
Molecule: messenger RNA, 5526 nt
Organism: Bombyx mori (domestic silkworm)
Lineage: Eukaryota; Metazoa; Arthropoda; Insecta; Lepidoptera; Bombycidae
Product: MATH and LRR domain-containing protein PFE0570w
Exons: 17
Coding region: 203-5131 (1642 amino acids)
Source: RefSeq, a predicted model, not a curated record